AUGGCAAAUAAAAGAAAAAUUUGUGAAAAUUACAGUGAUAUUGAAAGUAGUAACGAUGAAUUAGAAUUUGAAGUUUAUAGUGAACGUAACAAUAAUAAUAUAGACGCUUAUAGCCGUGAUAACGCAGACAAUAUUGAACUAAACUAUGAAUCCGAUUCUAAUGAUAGUGAUAUAUUUCCUGUUAUACGACGAAACAUACCGAGAAUUGAAAGUGAUAGUGGAGAAAAUGAGGAAGACAUAGCAGAUUCAACUGAAAAUGACGAAUGGAUAGAUGUUUCGGAAGUGGAUAAUAUUCCAUCUCCUAUGGAUUUCGAUAUUUCACCCCGAAUUGCCGGACCACAAAUUUCCAACAAUAUAAAAGAACCAUUAGAUUUUUUUCGAUUAUACUUUACGGAUACAUUGAUUGAUUCCAUAAUAAAAGAGACAAAUGAUUAUGCAAAUUCAAAACUGCGAGGAAAAUUUCAACAAAUAUUCUGGAUGCUUCAUUUACAGAAAAAUGCACCAGUAGGCAGAAAUACCUGUAUAAGGACCCGCAUUCAAAAGGCUAAUAGCUUUUUACAAUACAUCAACUCAAAAAUUUCCGAACAUUGUAUAUCUUAUAAGUCGAUUUGCAUUGAUGAAUCCAUUAUAAAAUUCAUGGGGAAAAUAUGUUUUAUGACAUAUAACCCAGCUAAACCCACUAAAUGGGGAAUCAGAAUUUACGUUCUGGCCGACUCAAAUACCGGUUAUGUUUAUUCGGUUCUGCCUUAUUACGGCAGUAUUACUUCUGAAAAUCAGAUAAGACCUAAUCUGCCUGUCAGUUCCAGAAUUCCCUUAGACCUGUAUAGAAAACUAUUGGACAAUGUUCCUCAUGCUAAAGGUUAUCACAUGUAUACCGACAGGUAUUAUACAAGCAUACCCCUUGCUGAAGAACUGCUAAAGAUGAAUUGUUUCCAUACCGGCACAAUAAAAACAAAUAGGAAAUAUUUACCAAUGGUAAUAAAAAAAGCGAGAUUUGUAAGGGGCAGGAAAACAGUGGCCCGCAGAAAAGGCAAAACCCUAGUCCUCGCAUGGAAGGACAAAAGGAUUGUAACUUUGUUAAGUACCUGUAAUGAAGCGGGUUUGAUAUCGGUUGAUAGAAGAGUACGCGGUGGUGAAUUAGUCAGCAUACAAAAAUCUAAAAUUGUUAUUGAUUAUACAAAGAAUAUGCGUGGAGUAGAUCGGGCUGACCAAUAUGCUGCAACAUAUUGUUUUUUGAGAAAAUCCCUGAAAUAGUGGAGAAAACUAUUUUUCUGAGGGAUGGAAAUGUGUAUAGUAAACUCAUACAUAUUGUACACUCUGUUAAAAAAAAUAAAUAAUGAAAAACCAAUGUCACAUUUGAAGUUUGUAAAAUUGUUGGUGGACCAAUUGGUUGGGAAUUUUCGACAAAACAGCACAUCUCGAGACUCCAUUUACACACCAAAUACGGAGGGCAGGCUCAACAACCACCUACACAUCAUACGUUCUGGAACCAAGGAAGAUUGUGUAGUGUGUUCUAAUAGAAAAAUUCCGGGCGAAAGACGGCAGACACAUUAUUUUUGUGAUACCUGUAUAGAAAAGCCAAGAUUACAUAUUGGCGAUUGCUUCGAGAGGUAUCACACCUUGGACGAUUACAAAAUGUAA
Molecule: messenger RNA, 1641 nt
Organism: Habropoda laboriosa
Lineage: Eukaryota; Metazoa; Arthropoda; Insecta; Hymenoptera; Apidae
Product: piggyBac transposable element-derived protein 4-like
Source: RefSeq, a predicted model, not a curated record